AUGCCUGGAAAUGAUGCGUUCAAGAAGAGGUCCCGAAGCGGGUGCCGUACCUGCCGCAAGCGCCACCAGAAAUGUGACGAGAGAAAACCCACGUGCUGGAACUGUCACUUGCGCGGGAUUAAAUGCGGAGGGUAUGGCAUCACGCUGACCAAUUUCACGGCCUACAGCGGUGUGAAGGGCCAGAUGGUGUCAAAGAUGAUGAGAGACGACCCUGAUAGCGACAGCUCCCAUGACGAGAAUGUCCCGAACGUCGCGACUUCUGCGUCAAUGCCGCAGGCGGAGGUUGAUCGUGAGCAGCCAGAGUCGCCCUUCCCGUCCACAGAUCUGGCUGUCCUGCCGGCAUCUGAGGCAGUUGCUACCGAAGUUCUUGAUACCCUUUGCCUGGAUAGCCGCACAAACUCAGUCUCACCCUCGGAUGUAUCUAUGUCCGGGCAAUGGCUUCCCGCCAGCGAUCAGCCUAUAGAAGAUGAAGGCAUCAUCGAUUUCUUGCCUUUCUCAUCUAUUCCUGAACCGACCCUGCAACUCACACCACGGGACCCUUUUGAUCAGUACCUAUUUCGUUAUUAUAUGGACAACCUCUCUUUAAGGCUCUACCCAGUCAAACGCGACCAGAACCCGUACCGGAUCGUCUAUGGAAAUUUAGCGACCCAGUCUGAACCACUUUUUAGGGCCAUCAUGCUCGCCUCUGCCUUGCAUCUCUCGAAGUUGGGAAAAUUACCCAAGUUCGCCAUCAAGCACUACCGCACGGCAAUGCAAGAGUCAUUUCGCGAUAAUCUCAAGAAGGGGGGAGAGGCCUGGAGUUUGGGAGCUACCGUUCUUCUUUCCGUCGUCUUUGAUAUCAUUGGGACCGGUAUGGAUACGUGGAGCUCGAGACUCAUCGGCUGUCGUCGACUACUGGAGAUGGCUGUCCGGAUGCCAGGCAGCGGGACACAUGUUGGACUUCAGUGCGUGCUCUUACAAUACAACUGGGCCGUCACUAUGGGGAAAACACUACUAAGGGGCUUAGUGCCUCCCGCCACAUUUGAUGAACUCAAAUGCACCGAUGAAGCGUCGGCCUUCCCUGGUGCAGUUGAGGGCACUGAGAUGGCUACACAGCAAUCACAGUGGUUCGAUAACUUACCGGACUAUCAGAUGCAUGUAUUCUUGCGCGAGGCGACCGAAUACUCUCUUACGGUGGACCGACUAAAAGCGCUUCCCGGGGGUGUGGAGGAGCUACUGCAAAUGAUGCCCCGUGUUGCCGACCUUGUUCACAGAAUCGAAGCCUGGCAGCCUUGUGUCUCAGCUGUGCAGGCUAAAUACGUAGAUUCGGUCCAGCAUUUCAACGAAAUUUGGCGGCUGGGCAUGCUGUGCUUUAUCUAUAGCGAGAUUUACAGCCUGGGCCCCAGUGACUACUACUUGCAGACGUGUGUGGAGGAGUCGUUGGAGCCGUUACGGAAGCUGUCCUGGCUGCAGGCGUGCCUAUUCCCUAUGUUCAUGAUUGCCGUGCAUGCCCAGACAGAAGCAGCACGCACAAGUUUUAUGACCAAGCUAACAGAGAUGCAUGUCUUGUUAGGGUUUCAGGGUCCAUUGUCAGUGGCUUCGACCCUCAAGCACGCAUGGGAACGGUCGGACAACACCGAAGCAGGCAAGGUCAAAUGGAGAGAGGUUAUCCGAGAACUAGGCAUGGAAUUAAACAUUUUACUGUGA
Aspergillus versicolor CBS 583.65 is the source of this 1686-nucleotide messenger RNA. Its product is annotated as Zn(II)2Cys6 transcription factor. The transcript has 5 exons. The coding region runs from base 1 to 1686 and encodes 561 amino acids. The record is from RefSeq and is a predicted model, not a curated record. Gene Ontology annotation, molecular function: transcription cis-regulatory region binding; DNA-binding transcription factor activity, RNA polymerase II-specific; zinc ion binding. NCBI's taxonomy places the organism in Eukaryota, Fungi, Ascomycota, Eurotiomycetes, Eurotiales, Aspergillaceae. Gene Ontology annotation, biological process: positive regulation of transcription by RNA polymerase II. Gene Ontology annotation, cellular component: nucleus.